AUGGCCACUAAGGAAAUAGCAACAUUCUGUGAUAUUUGCCUAACCAGGGACCUAAAUAAAUUGGCGGAAGAAUUCUGUCCACAAUGUGAAGAGGUUCUUUGUGGAGAUUGUCGAAAUCAUCAUAAGAUAUCGAAAUCGUCAAAAUCACACCAGACAAUCUCUAUGGACAAAUAUAACAAAUUACCAUCAUUUAUCAAGAAUAUUAGCCAUAACUGUGAGGUGCACGACUGCUUUCUCGAAGUUUAUUGUAAAUCAAAUGACUCUCUGUGCUGCAAACGUUGUUUGAUAUCAAGUCAUAAGGAAUGCAAGGAAACUUUUUUCAUUGAAGAUUUUCUUACACCAUCUUCAAGACAUCAGUCAGCAGCUUUAGCUAACGUUGAAAAGGUUUUAAAAUAUCUAGAUGAUAACAUCUGUUUCGCUAUAAAGGACCGAAAUCGAAAUUUGACAGAAUUACGUGAACAGAAACGGGUGAUCGUAGAACAAAUUAAAGAAAAGUGUCAAGAAAUAAAUACAGUUUUGGAUAACUUAGAAGGAGUAUUACAUGAUGAAGUAUCAGCAAUGGGGAAUGAAUACUGUCUGAAAAUAGAUGAAGUGGUGAUGAAAUUGGAGGACAAAAAAAAGAGAAUAGACGAAAUAAAAAAAGAUUUCGAAUCUGUAAAAAUGUUUGCAUCCAAUUUACAGAUCUUCAUUGGAACAAAGGCAUUCCAGGAAAAUGUUUCAACCAACGAAAUAAAACUCCAAGUAUUAUACGAUAAUGGGAAUCUUAACAACAUAACUUUGGAAUGUAAAUUCAAUGAAAAACUGGAAGAGUUCAAAGAUGAAAUAAAAGCAUUUGGUGAUAUAAAGGUAGACAGUUCUGAUAAACAUACUUCUUUUUCCUGGAAAGGUGAUAAAUCAGCACAGCUUUAUAAAUCUUCAUUAAGAGCAAAAACAAUUGAAAACAUAAAUGUCAGACUGGUACGUUCUUCAUCAAACAAUAUUGUAGUUAUAUCCCAAGACGGAAAACAGGCUAAAGAGCUGAUUGGAGCUGGUGACGGACUUUUAAAACCUCGUGCCAUUCAUUUUGAUAAAACAAAAAACUUACUUCUAGUAGCAAACUAUGCCAAAGCUGCCUUUUUGUUUGAUGUUUGA
Messenger RNA from Mytilus trossulus (common blue mussel), 1131 nucleotides. RefSeq names its product transcription intermediary factor 1-alpha-like. The record is from RefSeq and is a predicted model, not a curated record. Gene Ontology annotation, molecular function: zinc ion binding. Lineage: Eukaryota; Metazoa; Mollusca; Bivalvia; Mytilida; Mytilidae. The coding region runs from base 1 to 1131 and encodes 376 amino acids. The transcript is spliced from 2 exons.